GCGAGUCUAGGAGAUGUUGACUGAGCGGGCAGUAAAAGUUCGACUUGUACUGCAUCCUUGCCUCCGUGUAUUAUUGGUGAAACAACCAGUAAGCAACCCACGCUUAGUGACAACACUACAACAGUGUAACAGAGCAUAAAGCCACAACAUGGUGUCAGAAGACGGAGUUACGGAGUAAGUCAAGGACAGUAUUCAACACGUGUUGACCGAAGAUAAGCGGCAAGCUAACGGGAGCUAACACAGCCGACAUGGAGCAGUUCAGGCCACCGUCUCCGCUGAUAAUCACGGGGAACCUCGCUGAAAACUGGCGCAGGUGGGAGCAGCGUUUCCAGCUCUAUAUGGUUGCUUCUGGCGCGGUGGAUAAAAAUGAGGGGGUUAAAAUUGCCAUCCUGCUCCACACUGUCGGCGAAGAGGCGCUGGAAGUGUAUAAUACACUUGCCAUUACCCCAGAAGGGGAGGAAGCAACGAUGGAGGAAGUUUUGGAAGCAUUCAGAGGCUACUGCAGUCCACAAAAGAACGUUGUUUUUGAACGCCAUCAGUUUUGGUCACACACAAUGUCAUCAGGAAUAUCGGUGGACAGAUUCAUCACAGAACUACGUCAAAAGAGCAAGAACUAGCAAUGGAAACAUGUAGAUCAGCAGAACUCGCCAAGUCACAAAUACAAGCGAUGCAAGCGUCACCUGUUGUCCAUGAUGCCUCAGUGGAUGCAUUGAAUAGAGCAAGAGUGCAAACACGCAGCUGGGACAAGAACAAACCAAGCUACAAGAAGCAGGUAACGACUGUGUGCCGUAAAUGCGGAAACAAGCAUGAGCCUCGUCAAUGCCCAGCUUACGGCGCUGUGUGUCAUAAAUGUGGAAAAAAUAACCACUUUUCAAAGGUGUGUAGGGGUGGCUAUGAGAAAAAUAGCCAUUGUAAGACAAAGACUGUAAACAAUUUAGAAAAAGAAAUGGACUGUUUAUACAUAGGCAUGAUUGGAAAUGGAACCAAGAAAUCAGCACACCAAACAAGGGACACUGUAUGGCACGAAACAGCCACGAUCAGAGGUGUUGCAAUCGACUUCAAGCUGGACACUGGUGCUGACGCUAAUGUGCUGCCCAGGCAGCUAUACCAACAGCUACCAGGUCCCGUUCAGCUGCGUCCAACAAAGACUGUGUUGAUAGCUUUUGGAGGGGCACGCCUGACAGCAGAUGGUGUUGCAUCUUUAGAAUGCAGAACGUCUAAACGCAAGGCUGUGCUGGACUUCCACGUGAGUAGCCAAGCAGACAAGCCAAUUCUAGGAGGGGAGGCUUGUGAAGAGCUGCAACUGGUGAAGAGAAUGGGGUCGCUCGCGGCAAAGGCUCCACAACAACAACAACCGCCAGCCACCAAAGAGGAGCUACUACUAAGAUAUGCUGAUGUAUUCACAGGAUUGGGGGAAUUUCCUGGAGUUCAUCACAUACACGUUGACCCCAGCGUCACUCCUGUGAUUCACGCAUGCAGGAAUGUACCCCUCUCCAUCAUGGAUGCGCUGAAAGUGACAAUCAAAGACUUACAAAACAGAAAAGUGAUAACACCGGUGAAUGAACCAACAGAAUGGGUGAACAGUCUUGUUGCCACUAAGAAAAAGAACGGGUCGCUGAGGGUGUGUUUGGAUCCUUGCAACCUGAAUGAGGCAGUCAAGCGCCAGCAUUACUCCAUUCCUACUCCUGAAGAUGUGCGCAGCAGACUGGCUGGAAAAUCCAUCUUCUCCAUCUUGGAUGAGAAGGAUGGGUACUGGCAGAUCAAGCUAGAUGAGCCAUCAUCUAAGCUCUGCACCUUCAACACGCCGUGGGGACGCUUUCGCUUCCUCAGGCUACCAUUUGGGAUUAAGUCGGCCAGUGAAGUCUUUCAACAAAAGAAUUGUGAGACCUUCGGCGACAUUCCAGGUGUGUACGUCAUAGCAGACGACAUGAUUAAAGCAGCAUCAUCAGAGCAAGAACAUGAUGAAAUCCUGCAGAAAGUAAUGGAGAGAGCAAAGUCUGCCAAUGUGAAAUUUAACAAAGAAAAAAUCCAGUUCAAAGUGAACACAGUAAAAUAUAUGGGACACAUCAUCACGGCAGCAGGACAGAGGGCUGAUGACGCCAAGACCACAGCAUGCAAUGACAGUGGCAAUCUCAAUGAGAACCCUUGUGAUGAGAGAGUUGUGUAUGCCUUGGAAGCCACAGACGCGCUGAGUAGCGAAACACUUAGCCAGCUGAAAUCAGCAACGGCAGCGGAUGGCGUGUUACAAGCUGUAUGUGAGAAACACUUGAAGGGUUGGCCCAUGAAAAAGAAAAGUCUGGACAGUAAACUACACAGUUACUGGCCAAUGAGGGACAAUAUCAGCAUCGUGAAUGACAUUGUGAUGGUCGGAGACAAAAUCAUAAUACCCGAGUGCUUCAAGAGAGUGAUUUUGGAGAAGCUGCACCUUGCACACCAAGGCGUGCAGCGUACUAAAGCUAAAGCGAGAAAAGUCCUUUACUGGCCUGGCAUGACACGAGACAUAGAGACAAUGGUGGAAAAAUGUGUGCAGUGCCAGCAGCUACAGCCCAAACACCAGGCUGAGCCACUAAUUCCACACCAGGUUCCUGAACUGCCAUGGAUGAAAGUUGGAGCUGACAUCUUCGAGCUGCAUGGUCAGUCAUACCUGCUGUUGGUGGAUUGCCUGACAAAAUAUCCAGAAGUGCUCAACCUGACUGAUAAAACAGCUCGCACGGUGAUUCAGAAGAUGAAGUCUGUCUUUGCCAGACAUGGGAUACCCAAGGAGGUAGUGAGUGAUCAUGUCCCAUUCGCCAGCUAUGAGAUGCAGUCAUUCGCAGCUUCAUGGGAGUUCAAGCUCACACACUCCAGCCCAGGUUUUCCCUCUUCGAAUGGAAUGGCGGAGCGGGCCAUUAAGACAGUAAAACACGCGCUGAAGAAAGCAGUGCAGACUGGCACUGACCCACAUCUAGUGUUGCUGUCGCUGAGAAACACACCGGUGACAGGACUAAACCUGACACCUGCACAAAUGUUGAUGGGUAGAGUCCUGCGCAGCACACUUCCAUGUUCCAGUGCUGUGCUGAAACAGUCAUCCCCACAGCAUAUUCUCGAAAGAAUACAGGACUUGCAGUCCCGGCACAAGCAACGCUACGACCAGCGUGCAAAGCAACUGCCAGUGCUGACCCCAGGAGACACGGUACACAUGCAGACGCGACGCGGCUGGGAGCCAGCGGUUGUCAUCAGGCAGCGAGAUGAACCACGCUCCUACACUGUACAGACGCCGGCAGGGAGGACACGCAGGAGGAACAGGCGACAUCUGAGGAAGAUACACCCAAGCCUGUUCAAAGACUCUCACCCUGAUGAACAUUUGGACUCUGAGUUUCAACAUACUCAGGCUACUGCAACAGUGGACUCACCACCACUGGAACCGGUACCACGCAACCCUAGUCCUGUGCCUGUGGACGGCAUGCCCACAUGCUAUACCAGGAGUGGCAGAGCAGUUAGGCGCCCUGCCAGGUACACUGAAUGACAAAGUGAUGUUGUUACUCCAUGUUAAGAAAGAAAGAGAUGGAGAAAUUAAAGUGUGGAUGUUUUGUGUUUAUCGUGGAGUGUUAUAAACUGUUAUAGGUUCGAAAGAAAAAAAAAAAGAAAAAAGAUUGUUGAAAGCCAUUUGGGUUGUUGAAACAUGAUUUGUUUGUAAUUGAUAUAUGCAUGUCAAAAUUGUGAUCAAUGUUGAUACCAAAGAGUUAAGGUAACCGAUACUAGAUAAGCUACUUCUCAGUUGGAAAAGAGGGAUGUGGUAGAUUGGAAUCGAGCACUCGGUGCUCGACUGUGUGGUCUGUCUGUAUGGCGAGUCUAGGGGAUGUUGACUGAGCGGGCAGUAAAAGUUCGACUUGUACUGCA
Molecule: messenger RNA, 3879 nt
Organism: Syngnathus typhle (broad-nosed pipefish)
Lineage: Eukaryota; Metazoa; Chordata; Actinopteri; Syngnathiformes; Syngnathidae
Exons: 2
Coding region: 620-3505 (961 amino acids)
Biological process (GO): DNA integration; proteolysis
Molecular function (GO): nucleic acid binding; aspartic-type endopeptidase activity
Source: RefSeq, a predicted model, not a curated record